UAAACUAUUAAACUAUCAUCUGAGUCAUGUAAAGUCCUGGUUGUCUGUGUCCUGUUGGGACACUUGAGUUUCUCUGUUGUUGGUGUGGUUUUAAUCAGCUGAUCGAUGCAGUUAGCGGCUAACCCAGAUUUCCCGCCACCUCUCUGCGGGACAGUUACCAUGGGAACCGAGCUCCCUUGAACGGUCGCGCGCCUCAGUGAGUUGGAGGAGAGAUGGUGAGUCACUGGGAGCAGCUCCGGUAGCGCGCGACGAGCACGGAACGACACCGACCACAACAAACUGCUGCACAAGACGUGUUUCGACUGUUGAUCAGGCUGAUGAGCAGCCGCAGUGACGUAACAGCGUACGGCAGCAACAUACUCAAUGGAGACAGGAACCGAAAAAGCUGGCGACCCAAUUCGGUCGGCCUGAGAGGAAUUAUGGUCUGGAAUCCUAAGAAAGAGAAGAGCAACCUGCAGCUGGGAGGCCACAACGAUCUGCGUCUGUGAUGUAACACUUGAAUCUGGGAGGCAACAACCUGCAGCUGGGAGGCAACAACGAUCUGUGUCUGUGAUGUAACACCUGAAUCUGGGAGGCAACAACCUGCAUCUGGGAGGCAACAACCUGCAGCUGGGAGGCAACAACCUGCAGCUGGGAGGCAACAACGAUCUGUGUCUGUGAGGUAACCAAAGCUGGGAGGCAACAACCUGCAGCUGGGAGGCAACACCGAUAUGUGUCUGUGAGGUACCUGCAGCUGGGAGGCAACACCGAUAUGUGUCUGUGAGGUACCUGCAGCUGGGAGGCAACACCGAUAUGUGUCUGUGAGGUACCUGAAGCUGGGAGGCAACAACCUGCAGCUGGGAGGCAAUGACUGUUGAUGUUGAUUAGCUGAACAUCUAACAUGUUGCUGCAAAAGCACCAUCAAUUAAGCAUCCAGACUCUCAGUAACAGCCAAUAAGAUUACAAGAAACUGUAGCUCCACCUCUUCUGUAGAUGAGCAAACUGAGAGAAAAAAAACAGUUUAAAUUUUUCUGUUCAAACUCAAAUCCAGAGUUCAGCCUGUCAGCUCUGACAUGUCUCACAGAAGGAUGUCUUUCUACUAUUUGGAUUCCUUGGUUUGUCAGAUUCCUUGGUUUGUCAGAUCAGUUGAUCUGGUGUCAGAUGACACUCAGUUAGGCUCCACCCACUUCUGAUUCCUGCUUUUAAACAGCUCAAAAUAUGAAACAGCUAAAGGAACAAGGCCAAGAGAUGGAGGGGAAGGUACAGACCUGGGCUCAGUCUCUGGUUUAUACUGUGGAGGAACUGGAGUGUAAGAUCUGCUACAACCGGUACAACACUCGCAGCCGGAAACCCAAACUCCUGGGCUGUCUUCAUCGAGUCUGUGCCAAGUGUCUGAAGAAGAUGGUUGACAUGGGAGAUUCUUCUCCUUCGGUCAUCAGCUGUCCGUUCUGCCGCCAUGAGACCUACGUACCUGAUGAAGAGGUGUGGUUGAUGGAGGAUGAUCGGCACAUCCUGGCGGUCUUGUCCUGUCAGGACCGAGCCCAACAGGGAGAAGGUGCAACAGGAGGAGGUUCGGAGGUGGUGCUGACUCCCAAAAGUCUGAGUGGAGGAGGAGGAGUCCCGGAGGCAUCCCAUUGCUCCUCAGACUGUCUGGUGAUCACAAUCAUGGAGCUUCCUGACGAUUCUCCGUCCUCAGACUCACUGAGCAUGCUCAACGUGGUAGGUCUUUACCGACCCCCCAGUCUGGACUCCCUGCCCUGCAACCUGCCGGCCCAGAAGUGUCAUGCCUGGACGUCCCGCAGCUUCCCUCGCUGCCUGCUGGGGGCGCUAUGUUUGGUAUAUUUCAGCUCACUGCCUCUGGGGAUCUACCUGCUGAUGAUUGGUCAGCUGUGGAUGGGCGUGGUCUUGGUCAGUCUGGUUCCGUGCACGCUGCUACUGCUCGUCUUAUACGGCUUCUGUCAGUGCAUGUGCCACGAGGUGAGAGAGGCUCUGGCUGCACACAGGCUGCCAUGACUAUAACACCUGCUACCAUGGCAACAACUCUUAUCUGCUGCUAUCGGGACAAGAACACAUGACAUACCAUGGCAGUGGUGAUGAUGAUGAAGAAACCAUCUGACCCAUCAUAACAGAACAAUAAAUGACUGAAACCAGAGCCAUAACAUUGGGCCGAAGCACCCACUUUACCUGUUAGGCUAUGGCGUCACACAGGCUCCGCCCCUUCUGAGAACCAUUUGUCUAAACAGCCAAUCAGAAAAAGACUAAAAGAGUAAACUACGAAUCAAGUUCACUGAUGCAGUGAAGUCUGCCAACAGGACCAAGAUGGUGCCGAUAUUUCAGCCAUCGUCUGGAGCUUCUUCCACUCCAUCCAUCCAUGUCCCUGACUAAGUUACAGGAAAUCACAAAACCCGACAUCCAACACAAGGACAAGAAAGAACUGUUUGGGUGGAGACAGAAGGUUCUGGAGCUUUCACCUCAACUGACGAGAGGCUCAUCUAUGAUUCUGUCCCAAAAGCAUUUAGAUCACUUCAGUGAACACAUUUAUUAAAUAAUCUACUAAUCCACCCAUUAAUUCAAUUAGAGGUAGACCUAGAUGUGACAGUGUGCGCAUCCUGUCACAAUGUCCCGAUUGAUCAUGCCCCCUGGCAUACUUGGCCAAGGGGAUGUCCUUUUGGCUGACUGGUUAGAGCGUAUGACUCUCACCCGGGAGUCUCGGGAUCGAAUCCCGCCCGGGCCCUCGUUUAUCCACCUUGCCACAUAUAUAUCGAGCCGAUAUUUACUGAAUCUUAUAUAUCACAUCAGCCGAUAUUUGUCCUUAGUAAAGUCCACUUAAAGCCAGGUGCAUUCUUGAGCAGCCUUUAAUUAAGUAUCUGACUUUAACACUGAGCAGUGCACAAAGUUAAGAUUUAACAGUUAAAUGGUAAAUGGCCUGUAUUUGAUAUAGCGCCUUCUAGAGUCCUGGAACCCCCCAAGGUGCUUUACAACACAAUUGGUCAUACACCCAUUCACACACACAUUCACACACUGGUGGGGAUGAGCUACGAUGUAGCCACAGCUGCCCUGGGGCGCACUGACAGAGGCGAGGCUGCCGAGCACUGGCGCCACCGGCCCCUCUGACCACCACCAGCAGGCAACGUGGGUUAAGUGUCUUGCCCAAGGACACAACGACAGUGACAGACUGAGCGGGGCUCGAACCUGCAACCUUCCGAUUGCGGGGCGAGCACUUAACUCCUGUGCCACCGUCGCCAAAUCACCAGUUAGAUAAAUUCACAGUUAAAAACUAAUUCAGCUUCAAAUAAUUUGUGCGUCAACUGUUAUUAAUGAUAUUUUAGCAUGAAAACAAGGUGGAAAAUGUCUGGAUUCACUGUAGGCCAUAAAAAUUGGCCCUUAAAAAUCGGCAGUACAUAUCGGCAUUGGUAUUGGCAAUAGAAAAUCCAAUUUCGGUUGACCUCUAAAUUCAAUCUGAUGUCAGCUGUUUAAAGUAAGCAUCUGAUGGUAAUGUGCUUCUCAAUCAACAUCUUCCAGAAUGUCAUCAAUGGGAAUUUCCUAAGUCGAAAGUCACACCAGUUUGCUAAAAAUGAAACUUUGAUCAAACACGAUCAUUUCAUCCAUAAAUCUAACAGAAAGGUUCCUGAAACAUGGCUCAAGGCCUGUGGGACGUGAAACACCAGGCAGGGGUCUUGAGAGAUACCAGUGGCAUAUUCAGCUAAAUCCUUUACAAACAUAAAAACAGUAAUCAUAAAAAUAAUAUCAUGUUCGUCAGGAUGCGUUUAAUGGCAGUUGUUUAAACCAGAAUGGGUCACACAGAGAAGGAUUUUUGGUCCCAAAUCUGAAAAGUCCAGGAACCAGAGAUGUAACAUGCAGAUGUUCUGAUCUGGUGACCCAGUGCCAACAACAUGCAGUCCACAGACAUCAAACACGGAAUUUUUAAACUUUAUGCAAUUUACUUGAUGAUUCAACAAAUUGCCAAAAAUUUCUUAUUGUUCCUGUUGGUGUUCAUGGUUCACUUCUUUCUAAUACUUUUACCUGUAAUUAGCUAUUUGAUGGUGAUAAAACACCUUAAUUGUUUGCAGGUGAGUAUAGGCGGUGCCUGUUUGGGUUAGGGUCGAUGGUUGCCAUUAACAGCUGGAGCUCUGUUACUAUGGAGACAGCUUGGCUCAAGGAGAACUUGAAAUUCUGACUUUCAUCUCAACAUAUCCGUAUUAGCCAAUCGGCUCUCAGGAGAUUUCAUCACCUGCACAACUGAUGUCAGCUGAUCAACACAUACUGUUAACCAAUGAGAGGAGGCGUUCAUCUGUGAAUGCUGCCGCUAGCGUGUGCUGAUGGACAUGCUGAGGACUGCUGUUAUUAUGGUAUUAAUAUGAUUCAAACACACAUGUAACAUUCCAUUUGUAAGUGUAUAACUCUAGUCAUCAGCACACCAGUACUGUCACAUGAUCACCAAUGCUAAGUGUAGCUUACCACAAAGACAGGGAAAUGCAGGGAAGUGUUAGCCUAAUGCUAGUAUGAGGCGUUGUAAAGGAAGGACUGCAGAGUAUUUUCCCUCCCAGCAGCCUUCAUGCCAAGCUAGGCUAACACUUUCCCUUUAUUUCCAUUCUUUGUGCUGAGCUAAGCUAACAGUCCUGGUGUCUGCAGGCUGCAGCAGUUAAGGGAACGUGGGUCAGUAGUUUGACUUAGCCCGGAAAUCAUGUGAAGAUCAUGUGACAGGUUCAGUCCUAUGCUACUUCCUGUCAGUGUGGUGGGUUUUUGUAUGAACUAAUAAAUGUCACUGAGAUGA
This is a messenger RNA of Nothobranchius furzeri (turquoise killifish), 4753 nucleotides long. RefSeq names its product E3 ubiquitin-protein ligase RNF182. The record is from RefSeq and is a predicted model, not a curated record. Lineage: Eukaryota; Metazoa; Chordata; Actinopteri; Cyprinodontiformes; Nothobranchiidae.